AUGUGGUCCGUUCUGCAGUACAAUCGCAAAUGCAAUGAGAGGCAGAAUUCACCAGUGACUUCCCCAGGAUCUUCCCCUCUUGCACAAAGAAGAAAACCACUUCCAGACCCCCUGCAAAUCCCACAUCUUAGUCUUCCACCUGUACCUCCUCGUCUGGAUCUUAUUCAGAAGGGAGUAGCACGGUCACCAUGUGCCAGCCCAACUGGAUCACCAAAGUCUUCUCCUUGCAUGGUGAGGAAACAAGACAAACCUUUGCCAGCACCACCACCUCCCUUGCGUGAUCCUCCACCACCCCCACCAGAGAGACCCCCUCCAAUUCCACCAGACAACAGGAUAAGCAGACACCUGCACCAUCCGGACAGCGUGCCUUCCAGAGACCAGCCGAUGCCCCUUGAAGGCUGGUGUCCCAGAGAUGUGUUUGGGACAAGUCAGUUAGUAGGAUGUCGAAUAGGGAGUGAUUCUUCUCCCAAACCUGGACUGACUGCAAUUUCAAACAUAAAUGGAAGGCACAACCGCAUAAGUUCUGAUCCAGGAUUUAUGAGGAAACAUCGACGUCAUGAGCUGCCUGCAGAAGGUGCCAAGGUCUUUUCAAAUGGUCACCUGAUAAAUGAAGAAUAUGAUGUCCCUCCACGACUUUCACCCCCUCUUCCAGCUGCCUCCAUCAUCCCUAGUAUAAAAUGUCCUGUUCCUUCAGCAAAUUCUCUGUCUGAUAAAUCAAGGGAUCACACAGAUGAUGAUGAUGAAUACAAAGUUCCUUCUUCACAUCCUGUAGUACUGAGCUCACAACCACCUCAUAGUCAUAAUAUAAAACCUCUUGCUCGGGUGUGUGAGAAUGGGCAAUGUGCUGGAGUAACGAAUGGGACACACAGUGCUACUUCUGAGAUGAAGAAAACAAAACAUCCAGAGUUAGGAGAAGAUACGUUUGAUAGUUCACCCCCUUCACUGCCACCACCACCACCACCUGCUCGGCACAGCAUGAUUGAGCACACAAAACCUGCUGGCUCAGGAAGCAGACCUCCUUCAGGACAUGAAUUUUUCCUUCAUUCUGAUCCCCAUUUUGAUCCAGUAUCUGGUCAUGUUCCUUUGCCACCUGCUCGUAGAGUAACUGGAGAAAACGUCAAAACAAAUAGGACAUCUCAAGACUAUGAUCAACUUCCUCCCUCUUCAGAUGGUUCACAAGCACCAGCCAGGCCCCCUAAACCACUUCCUCGGAGGACUGCACCAGAAAUACACCACAGGAAAACAUACAGCUCUGACAGUUCCACGGAAAAUGUGGAUGCAAAAAUAGCAAAACUUAUGGGAGAGGGCUAUUCCUUUGAAGAAGUCAAGAGGGCACUUGAAAUUGCCCAGAAUAAUGUUGACGUGGCCCGUAGUAUUUUAAGAGAGUUUGUCUGUUUUCCUCCACCGGUCUCCCCACGUCUCAAUCUAUAGCAGCAUCAAGAUAUUCUUGGAGCAUGUGAAUUCUACGUACACAUGUGUGGAUUGGGGAAUGAGAGAACGAAGAGAAUGGAAUAUUUUUCUUUCAUCCUUAGUAGAAGGGUGUUUGUUUCCAGCCGUUUAUCAAAGGCUCAUGGCUGCUCUGAUCAAGACUUAUAAAUAUGCUGAGGCUUAUGUAUUUUUGCUAGCCAUACUUUUUUAAAUCAGGGUUGAACUGACAAAAUAAUUUAAAGAAGUUUACUUCCCUAGAACUUUUAAUCUGUGAAAUGCUUUUUCUUGUUUACAAGUUGGCAAGUUACAGUUUUCUAGUUGACGCCUGUACUAUGUUCCUCUUCAUAUUCCUUUGUACUUGUGGUCAGUUCUGCUGUAGCAUUCCCAACGGUUUCCAUGCUGACCACCCCAUCAACUAAAUCAUCACUUUCCAGAAGUUCUGUGUUUUUGUUUUUGUAUUUUUUUUUCUCUUACAAGAUGCUUUAAUUGGUUUUUUUUUGCAUUUCAGCUCAUCAAAUGCAAAAAGUAUGUGGCCUUCACUACUGAUUUUUUUUUUUCCUUCUGAGAAUCCUUUGCUUUUGAGAGAGGAAAUAUCUGAAUGUAAAAUGUAUUAUUCUGUCUAUGAACUGCCUUUUUAUAGGUAUUUUAACAGUAAUGUUGGGCAGCUUUCUGUUUAACAUGAAUUCCAUGACCUGUAGUCCUCAAGGUCUUUUAUACAGAAUUUCCACAAAAAAAAAUCCAGACCAACAAAUGAAACACUUCUUGCAGCAGUGAUACUGAGUUCUGACAUGUAAAAGCUCUUUCAAAUUUGAGUAUUUGAUUGCAAAUGCU
Messenger RNA from Antrostomus carolinensis (chuck-will's-widow), 2259 nucleotides. RefSeq names its product Cbl proto-oncogene B (gene CBLB). Lineage: Eukaryota; Metazoa; Chordata; Aves; Caprimulgiformes; Caprimulgidae. Gene Ontology annotation, molecular function: protein binding. The record is from RefSeq and is a predicted model, not a curated record. The transcript is spliced from 9 exons. Bases 1 to 1431 code for a protein of 476 amino acids. Gene Ontology annotation, cellular component: actin filament. Gene Ontology annotation, biological process: actin filament polymerization.